AUGGCCGUUGACGAUGCCUCACCUCAGGGAGGCUCAUACCUAGGCGACAAUGCCUCAACCACCAACCCUCCAACAUCGACAACAAGCCCUACCUUCCGACCACCCAACUUCGCCGGUCUAAAGAUCAAACCUGAGCUCCUCGUCCGCCCUGACCUAUUCACACUAUACUUCGGAUUUUUCGGAAACACAAACUGGCAACGCACAGCCAAAGAAAGGAUCGUCGAGCGACUUGAGGGCACAUGGGUCAUGACCGGCCGCAACCCCAGGCAAGAGGAGCUUGACGCAUUCACCGUACACACAACGAGGGGCAUGUACUACGGUCGAGCUGGUAUCCCGGUGUCUACUUUCAUUGGCGCAGCAUGGAUGUACCAAAGGGGGGCGAAAUAUUUCCCAACCGGCGCCAAUGCGAAAGAGCGCUUGCUCUUGAUGCGUCAUAUCUUCCUCACCCAGAGACAGGAGUUCAUGAGUGUAGUAUCCAGGGUUGCGUUCAGGAUGUUCUUCAUCGGCACACUUGGUGGCAUUAUCUCAGGUGUAGCGUCGGCGUACGUCAAUGUGGGUGGGCUUCUUUCCGACCCGCGGUUGGAGCAGUGGAGACGGGACUCGAAGGCUUCGAAGGACGAGGAUAUUCGCAAGCGCAAGAUGCAACUUGCGAGUGACUCGUAUCACAGGGCGCGCAGGUCGGUUGAGGAUAAGGUACAUGUGGGAUCGUCUGACUAUGACUCUGGUGUGCCUGAGGCUCGUGUUAAUGAUUCUUCUAUGAGUGGCUUCGAACCGGCUCAGUCUCAGCAGCAGUACGGCUACGGCCAAUCUUCUGGUAGCCCUUCAACGUAUGAGUCGCAACCAUCUCAGUCAAGCUCUUCCGAUUUCUUCGGCGGGAGCGACGAUGAUGCUAGCCCGACUGCUCCCGAAUACCGAAAUACAAACCCCGAUGGUUCACCUAUGAGCUCUUGGGACCGUAUCAGACAGCAGAAUGCAUCAUCGAGGCCUCAGCCCCCUAUGCGUCAAUCCCCCCAGGCAUGGGGUCAAUCGCAGAACCAGCCUGAGUCUGCUCCUAUUGAUACACAGGACCGGUAUGAUUUCGACAAGAGCCGCGAGAGAGAGCAGGCUCAGGCAGAAUUUGACCGGAUGAUGGAGGCCGAGAGGAAUGCCUCUGAUGAGCCCACUCGACGUGGUUGGGGAUCAUAA
Molecule: messenger RNA, 1185 nt
Organism: Penicillium longicatenatum
Lineage: Eukaryota; Fungi; Ascomycota; Eurotiomycetes; Eurotiales; Aspergillaceae
Product: putative endo-1,3(4)-beta-glucanase
Exons: 1
Coding region: 1-1185 (394 amino acids)
Source: RefSeq, a predicted model, not a curated record